GGGGGUCAGGAAGGUGCAGGGGGGCAGGUAGAGAUCUUCUCCCUCAACCGUGCCGUGCCACGGACGGUGAAGUCCUUCCCGGUGGCUUCGCCGGUGCUGUGCAUGGAGUACAUCCCUGAGGUGGGUGAGGAAGAACCAAGAGGCACCCAGGAACCCCAACCCAUCACCGAACAGCUCCCCACAUCCCCGCAUCCCACCGUGUGCUUGGGGUUGCGGGAUGGCAGCAUCGUGGUCUACAGCAGCGUGGACACAGGGACUCAGUGUUUGUUGACCUGUAAAAGCCCAGGCUUGCAACCUGUCCUCUGCUUGAAGCACAGCACCGAGUACCUGUUUGCAGGGUUGCAGGAUGGGACCGUGGCUGCCUACACCCGGAGCAACGGGAAGCUGUGGGACCCAACAGAGCAGCCCACCCGCCUGACUGUGGGUACUGGUCCAGUCCAAGUCCUCCUGACCCUGGAUGAGACCCUCUGGGCCAGCUGUGCCAACAAGGUCACUGUCCUCGAUGCCACCAGCCUCCGUGCCCAGCAAACCUUCGAGGCCCACCCAGACACUGAGGCCAGCGUCACACACAUGAUCAAGGCGGGCAGCGGGGUCUGGAUGGCCUUUUCCUCAGGCUCCUCCAUCCGCCUCUUCCACACCGAGACACUGGAGCAUCUGCAGGAGAUCAACAUCGCCACCAAGACCACCUUUGUCUUGCCAGGUCAAAAACACGUCCGUGUCACCAGCCUCCUCAUCUGCCAAGGUUCGCUCUGGGUGGGCACUGACCAAGGCAUCAUCGUGCUGCUGCCUGUGCCCCGUUUGGAGGGUAUCCCCAAAAUCACUGGAAAAGGCAUGGUGUCCCUCAACGGGCACGCUGGCCCCGUAGAGUUUUUGGCGGUGGCGUUGAGCACCCUGGCACCUGAUGUGCUAAAGGGUGACCAAGAGGAGGAAGAAGAGGCUGAGGAAGAGAAACCACCUGAACUGGAUGGUCCCCCACCUCGGGAAAUAAGAAAAAAAGGGAUUUUAUUACAAUAUCGCCUUCGAUCCACGUCCCAUCUCCCCGGGCAGCUGCUGUCGGUACGGGAAGCGCCGGUUGGCGGCACGCCGGCGCACACCGAGGAGGAUGGUUCCAUCUACGAGAUGGCUGAUGACCCUGACAUCUGGGUACGGAGUCGCCCUUGUACCCGUGACACCCCACGCAAGGAGAUCUCCUCGGUGGCCAUCGUUUCGGGUGGUCGGGGUUAUCGUAACUUCAACUCGGAAUCGACGCGGCGGGGCAGCGAUGCCGACAGCACCUUGCUUAUCUGGCAGGUCCCACUGAUGCUAUAG
Antrostomus carolinensis (chuck-will's-widow) is the source of this 1308-nucleotide messenger RNA. RefSeq names its product rho guanine nucleotide exchange factor 10-like protein. Gene Ontology annotation, molecular function: protein binding; guanyl-nucleotide exchange factor activity. The annotation marks the transcript as partial. The record is from RefSeq and is a predicted model, not a curated record. Gene Ontology annotation, biological process: positive regulation of stress fiber assembly; actin cytoskeleton organization; SREBP signaling pathway. The transcript has 6 exons. Gene Ontology annotation, cellular component: cytosol. NCBI's taxonomy places the organism in Eukaryota, Metazoa, Chordata, Aves, Caprimulgiformes, Caprimulgidae.